AUGAACAUCAUCAAAAAGUUUUUUGGUUCGUCUCCCAGAGACGAACUUAUCAUGAUACCCUUGGGAAAACUCUUUUUGGUCAGAUCCAUCCAGUCUCCAAAGGGAGAGUCUGAGUGCUUGUACAACGAUGUUGUGGCAUCUAUUCGGCGCACGUCACUUCUCCACAAUUACCAGCUAGUACUCAACAAGGCUUAUGAAGAAGGUAAUGAUUUGAGUGACGAUGAGGAGCUUACUGGGAAUGACUAUUCGGAGUUGGAAGAUGUGAACAAUGAAGAAUGGUCCUUUCUUAUUGACCAGAAUUUGCAGUUUGAUAAGCUUUAUGAAGACAAUUCCUGGCAGAUUACAUGGAAUGAUCUGAAUGGCGAUCCUGGGGACAAGUUUCAUUUUAUCUGCGAUGAAAGUGUAGACGAAACGUUGGUUGAUCAGUUCAUGCAGACUCUCUAUAAAUGUCAAUAUGAAAGAAAGUACAAAAAAGAUUCUUCAACGGUUUCUCUAGACUCUUUGAAAGAAUUUAUUGUGAAACAUGAAACUGCGUUUGAAUCUGAUGAUGCAAAAGGUGCUUCUGAGAAUCAAGAGAAGGACGAAGAUGACGAAGAAGAAUUUCAUGAUGUAAUCGACGAUGAUGAGGAGUUCUUCAACUCUCAAAUCUUGAAAGGAAACGAGUUGUACACUGUAACAGGAGAUUUGAGACUCUACGAUCCGAAUGAUUCUGUUUUUAAAUUGAAAGCUGCCGAUGCCAUUGUGAGGAUUGUGUCUCCUAAAGCUUUCACGUACUAUUUGAACGUAAAGAAUACUGAUUUAUUGAUAAAGAUUGAUUCCGAUUUGAACCCAGUUUUUAACUUUGAACAUACUUCAUUUAUUUUCUCUGACCUAAGCUCAUCCAAACCUGCUUCGUGGUUAAUCAAGUUUCGGUCUUACGAUGACCUGUCCCAAUUCCAAUCACAGCUGAUGAAAUAUUUGUGGGAAACAUUAAACCAGUCCGAAUGGUUGCCAAAGCAAAAUGCUGAUAAAGAUUACAUGAUCGAGGCAUUUCAAGCAAUGGACAUAGACUCUUCUGAAGAAGACGAGAAAGAUGAAGAGAGAGAUGAGUCAGAAGAAUAUGAAUCAGAAGACGAAAGUGAUACUGAUAGAGCAGGUACUAGUAUAAGACGCCGUGAGGUUAAAGGAUUUUCUGAUGAUGACCAGGAUUAUAAUGAUUAUGACCCAUCUUUGAAGAAGCAACCCAAAAGGGCUAAUCUACACAACAUUAAUAAAGAAUUAAAAGUCGGUAUUAAAAACGAUCGGUCUUACGUUUCAAGAGGUGAUAAGUUAGGUGUUUUCAAGACUACGGACGAUGGUCUCCAAUUUUACACAGCUAUUGAAAACUUGAAAACAAUCAAAGGCAAAGAAUUAGCUCCUCAGAAGAUGAUGCUUCAUGAAGGGGAUAAAGCUAUGAUCAUCCAAGACCCUACUCAGCAAGAUACAUUAUACAAGAUGGAUCUUGAAUACGGAAAAGUCGUUGAAGAAUGGAGAGGUAGGGAGGAUUUAGAUCUGGAAGACUUUGGACCAACUACUAAAUAUGCCACGAUCUCAGGAGAGCCAACCUUCUUGGGUGUUUCAGAGGAAUCCAUGUUCAAACUUGAUCCUCGUCUGUCGGGUGAUAAAUUGGUGAAAAGUGAAUUCAAUGUAUACAGAAAGAACCCCAAGUUCACUGCCUUGGCCACGACCGAAAAUGGUUAUGUUGCAGUGGGUAGUGCCACUGGAGAAAUUCGGCUAUAUAAUCGGGUUGGAAUCAAUGCAAAGACACAAUUACCUGGAUUGGGUGAGCCAAUUAUUGGUAUUGACCUAAGCAACGACGGACGCUGGAUUUUAGCUACAUGCAAGACAUAUCUAUUGCUAGUGGAUACUAAAGUGAAGGGUGAUAAUUCUGGGAGCUAUUACACCAAGUCCUAUGGGAAGGAUAAUAAACCCCACCCCAAGAUUUUGCAACUAGCUCCUGAACAUGUGGCAUUCAUAAAGAUGCAGACAGGAGCAGGCCUGAGUUUCACCAAAGCCCAUUUCAACAACGGAUUGGAUAGUAAAGCACAAACUAUUGUCUCAUCAACUGGACCUUAUCUUGUAUCUUGGUCGUUACGGAAACUGCAAAAGGGAGAUAGUCAUCCAUACUUGAUAAAGAAAUAUGACUCAAAGGUCAUAGCUGACAACUUCAAGUUUGGCACAGAUAAGGAUAUCAUUUUGGCAACAACUGACGAUGUUACCAUGGUCAAUAAAAAGAGUUUUAAGAAACCAACAAAGGAUAGCAUAGUAUCAACCGCCUUCUGA
Messenger RNA from Komagataella phaffii GS115, 2301 nucleotides. Its product is annotated as Cytoplasmic protein of unknown function. The record is from RefSeq and is a predicted model, not a curated record. The transcript has a single exon. Bases 1 to 2301 code for a protein of 766 amino acids. Gene Ontology annotation, cellular component: cytoplasm; nucleus. Gene Ontology annotation, molecular function: protein binding. Lineage: Eukaryota; Fungi; Ascomycota; Pichiomycetes; Pichiales; Pichiaceae.